AUGAAAACGACUAAGCCUUUAAAUGAUUUGAUUAAGUUAAGUUACAGGCGUUUGUUGCCUAGGAAUCUCACUUAUAAAUCACAUUCUAUUAGUACAUCCAACCAUAUCAACAUUAGCCAAUAUGCCACCUGCAACUUUAACAUUCCUUCAGGAAUAAAUCGAAUACGGCACGCGUCAACGUCUUCCGUUGAAAAUACUGACUCUGGCCAAUCGGUUCGCAUUGAUUCUGAUCCUACUGAAGACUGUCAGAGGCCUGAGAAUCUUCUAUGCACAGAGGAGUUUCUCAAGCUCCUGAAGUGGACUUGGGACAAGAAUAGUAACCUUAUGCGGUUGAUACAGAAGUGUAAGGAUGAGUUGACAGGAUUGGCGAUUUCGUCGUAUCCCUUUAAAAGGCACGAGGUUCGUGUUUUGGUUGAGCUGCUUUCAGGAGUGCUUUCCCUCCAAGGCAAUAAAACCGACAUUGACUUGCUGUGCAAGCUGCUGGACUCCCAGAAGAUUAACAAUAAGUUAACCUUUGGACUUGAUUUUUGUAAACUAUUUUCCUCAUCGUACGAAAGCAUUUCCAAAGUGCACUCUCCCAUGUUCACGAGACUUAUGAACAAGGCAAUGAUGGUGGUAGCAAGGUACUUUGUCCCAAACGUAAUGGACUCAACUAACGAGAAAAAUUUAAACGGGGUUAAAUUCGCAUUCAAUUCAGUCUCGGAGUCCAUAAACAAUCAGGAUUUUGGCCUAUUGGAACAGUGCUGUAACGAGAAGCUGUUUAAGUAUAUAAAAAAUGGGAUCGACUUUCUUAAUUCGCUACAUUUGAAGAUUAAUUUAAACAUAAAGUCGAUUGACGACCUAGUUAUGGAUAAGUUCUACUUGACUAUUGGAGGGAGCCGUGAUGACGUUUUCAGCGACAUGUUACUGAACAGGGCUUCCGGCAUCAACCCCGUGAUAAUCACUAAGUCAGGUCCCCCGAAAACUCCCGAGGAGUACCGAACUAUGAUAAUGAAGUGCUUCGAAAAGGGCGCCGUCAUGAGAAUGGAAGUCCUCCUAAACACCACCCAGUCGCUCACCCUCACGGACGAGGGCGGCGAGGUCGUGUGGUCCGACUUUAAGCCACUGUGCACGCAUCGCCUCUGCUUCGAGUCUGAAUUUAAGCUGAGUUCAGAGCUGAGGCCCGGUAAAAAGGUUGAUUUUGAGACUGGCGACUGGGUCCUCGUCGACAUAAACGGCGUUUUAAACAACAACAAUCCACUUUAA
Molecule: messenger RNA, 1245 nt
Organism: Theileria orientalis strain Shintoku
Lineage: Eukaryota; Apicomplexa; Aconoidasida; Piroplasmida; Theileriidae
Exons: 3
Coding region: 1-1245 (414 amino acids)
Source: RefSeq, a predicted model, not a curated record